AUGGGAGGAAAACUGUCAUUACUCUCACAUGAAACGUCUUCGUCAAUAAGGCUAUGGUUCAAUAUUCUUUUCAAUCGAGACUCAUCAUCUUCUGUCCGGGUCUCAAAACCUAAGGCGGAGCCCAAGCGUGUGUUUGGCGUUUCCCUACAGACACUGAGAAAAAAUGGGAUGAUGAUCCAUGGAAUACCGCUCGUGUUACGAGAUAUGGUGGAGUUCUUGGAAAAGCAUGGGAUGCACUGCCAUGGUCUUUUCCAGAUGGGCGGCUCAGUGGUGAAGAUUCACCAAUUGAGGUGGCGGCUGGACCAUGGGGAGCGUGUCAAAAUGGAGCAGGAACAAGUGUCCACGGUCGCUUCGCUCCUCAAGCUCUUCUUUCAACAGCUGCCCGAUCCCAUAAUCCCAGAAUGCCAACGUAAAAGUCUCGUAGAGUGCUUCCGAGGAAAUACAGACGAUGCCCACUUGAACAUGUCCUUGAAAAAACACCUUUGCCGCAUCCCGGAUGACAACCUGACCAUCUUGUUGUAUAUUGCCAACUUCUUAUCCAGAGUGGCGGCUUGUAGCCAGUUGAACCACAUGACGGUGGAUUCUCUCGCCACCAUUUUUGGACCUUGCCUCUUCCACGUUCCUGCAGGAUCCAAGAUGCUGGAGGAGCAGAACGUUUGCAACAUUGUGUUGGUCCAUCUUUUCAGGAAGCACAAGAUUCUCCCUCUUGCCCCCGCCCCUUCCCGCCCGCCUUCUCCGACACCCACAACUGAGAGCCCCUCCUUGAAGCUCCAAGCCCUUGAAGCUGAUUUGAGUUCCCCUGACUCAGAGCACGAAGAACUCCGAGACCUGAAGAAUUUGUCGGGCCCCCAGCAGCCUCUUUUGAGCAGGCAGUCCAGCCUCCAUUUGGACCACAAGCCGCUCUUCCACUCUCCUCCGACAACGCCAGCUCAGGACACGGCCGACUCAUCACAACACAUGCCCUCCCCGUCUUCCUGUAUCCCUGCUCCGUCCACCACCUCUCCUCCCGAGGGAGCCCCAGGAAAUGACAAACCCUCCCCGAGCUCACCAAGCAGGCCUCCCCUGCUCUCGACUUUCACCACCAGCGAGUGCCCCGUCCCGUCGCCUCGCUGCCCCAACCUGAGCAGUAGCCUACGCUACAACCUGGACCCUGACACUGCCCCUUCGCCGCCGUGCUCGCAGCACAUACGCAUGGCACGCUGCAGUAUCCGCGCCGAACCGGACGAUUGCUCCUUGUCCGUGUCCGUGUUGAAAAGACACGUCCAGACCUUGAGGAAAAGGAUCAGACAGCUGGAGGAACAUUUUGAGCAGGAGAGGCUCAAGCCAUCCUAUUAUGACAAGACCGCUCAUCCCGAGGUUGCCAGACUGAUCAAGGAGCUCCUGAAAAGCCGCAAGCAGCUGAAAGAGCUCAAGCUGUGUCAUGCAGAGGAAGGUGUCUUGAAAGGAUCAUUAGACCCUCCAUUGGAAAGAGCCAUCGCAAGUGAGGGCGCCCUUCCGGUUCUAGAGCUUCAACAAGCGAACAACUACAGCAACACCAAACCCAGCGUGGAAGAAACACUCCACAUCAUCACCAAAAGACUGAGCGAAAGGCGGCUAGAACUCAGCAUGCCGGAUAGCAUCAAGGAGAUGACACAGUCCCAGAUUAGGAUGGAGAAAUCCAGCCUCCAGAAGUGUUUGCUCUACUUUGAGAGUCUGCAUGGACGUCCGGGUAGCGUGAGCGAGCGGUCACUGGUCCAACCUUUCUACGAGCGCUACCGCAUCCUCAAACAGCUACUGCUUUCCUCCAAUGCCUCUACACUCAUUACCACCAUUGAAGAAGAGAGCUCUGAUGACGAUCAUCCCAACCAGCAAAUCCCAAAACAGCAGUGUGUGUCAACGGGGGCACCUCUGCCCCCUCCCACCUUGGAAAUAUCGGACACACCACCGGUUUCGCCUCUGGAGGAAGUCAAGUGUGUCCAGCCGCCGAUUGUCACCAUGGCAACACUCCAUGAGGCUUCCAGAUCGGAAUUACUGGAUCAUCUUCGGAUCACCCGCUUAGAAAAACGGCGGCUACACCGAGCACUACGGGAAUUUGAGGACCUUUUCUACACUCUUAGUGGCAGGGUCUGUCAGAAGGAGGACCGCGGACCCAUGGCGGAGGAGUACUGCCAGUACAAGAACCUCAAAGCCAAACUGCGCCUGCUCGAGGCCCUGCUCAGCAAAAAACAGGACACAGCCAAGAGCAACUGA
This is a messenger RNA of Nerophis lumbriciformis (worm pipefish), 2229 nucleotides long. NCBI's taxonomy places the organism in Eukaryota, Metazoa, Chordata, Actinopteri, Syngnathiformes, Syngnathidae. The record is from RefSeq and is a predicted model, not a curated record.